Messenger RNA from Lineus longissimus, 7482 nucleotides. RefSeq names its product nucleolar protein dao-5-like. Gene Ontology annotation, molecular function: poly(A)-specific ribonuclease activity. The transcript is spliced from 12 exons. Bases 60 to 3476 code for a protein of 1138 amino acids. The record is from RefSeq and is a predicted model, not a curated record. Lineage: Eukaryota; Metazoa; Nemertea; Pilidiophora; Heteronemertea; Lineidae. Gene Ontology annotation, cellular component: CCR4-NOT complex; nucleus; cytoplasm. Gene Ontology annotation, biological process: nuclear-transcribed mRNA poly(A) tail shortening.
CGGGAAUGGUAAUGGCGUCUGUCUGAUUUCGAGGAAAUAAGUAAUAGACAGUCUUCAAGAUGCCACGCAAAUCUCGUGCAGCUUCGAAGCCAAAGGAGGCGGAGGAACGUGUCACAAGGACCAGUCUUCGAAGUCGCAGUCGGGGUGGUGCUGCAGCACCUGUGAUGGAGCCACCAAAAGCCAAAGGCAGCAAAUCAUCUCCAUCACCAUCUAGCCCUACAUCUGGUCGCAGUUCGAGGAGGAAGAGUGCAAGCCCUAGCCCGGGGCCAAAGGGCCGAGGGGCCAGGAGCAGAUCAUCAAAGGCUGAGGAACCAGAGAAAGCUUCGCCAGCUAAAGGACCUGCUGCAAAGGGGAAGGCAGUGCAAGAAGAGAAGCCAGAGCCAGCCGCAAGAGGGAGACGUGGACGCAAGGCUGAAGAACCGGAGGAGAUGGUUGAAGACGUUGCAGAGGAAAAUGAAGAGGAAGGCAAAGAGAAGAAGGAGGAGGAGGAAAAACCUUCCUUAGCACGUGCUGCAGCCAAGAGGGGUGGUCGUGCUGCCAAGUCGAAGAAAGCCGUUGAACAAGCUGAAGAAGAAGUGGCAGAGGAAGUUGCACCCGAAGAAGAGAAAAAACCUGCAGAGUCGCCCGCAAAGGGUCGUGGCCGUGGCCGCGUUGCUAGGAAAAGUGAUGAACCUGCUGUAGCGAAAUCACCAGCUACUGGUAGAGCAGCUCGAGGCCGCCGUAGUGGCGCGGCUGAGGCUACGGAGAGUCCUAAGGAAGAAGUGAAAGCAGAGGAAGGUGGAAGAUCGAGUCGAAGACGCAGUGCUGCCGCAGACAAAUCUCCAGAGAAGAAACCUGCACCGUCUCCAAAACGCAGAGGCCGUGGCAUGGCUGAAAAAGCUGUUACUGGAGAGGCAGAAGGAAUGGUGACUGAACUAGUACCACUUGUGGAAAAAUUACCAGAACAGACAAAACCUUCUCCAAAACGUAGAAGCCGUGGAAAGCCUGAGGAGACUAAGAUUGAACAAAAGGACUCUGAGCCAGUUGCUGCAAGGUCAACUAGGAAAGCCAAGUCGGAGUCUAAAGUAGAAGCUGCAGCUGGACUGGCUUUGGAGAAAGAGGCCCCAAAAGAACAAGUCAUUGGUGAUGCUAGCCCUAAAAAGGCAGCUGCCAAGGAACCUGAAUCAGUAGAGAUGAAGAUGACGCCUUCUCCUGAAGUUGCCACGACUGCUGCAAAGCCUGCAUCCUCUCCAACCAAGAAGAGGAAACGAGAAGCAGACAAUGAAGAAAUUGGUAGCCGUCCCAAGAAACGAAAAUCAUCAGCUAAAAAUGAAUCGCCAGUUGUUGUGCCACUGGUUGAAGAAGAAGCUAUGGAGACUGAUGAACCGGAGGGAGCAUCCGUCGUUGAUUCAAGCUCGGCUUUGAAACAGAUAGCGCCUCCUGUCCUUGAUGUUGUGGCUGCAAAGGAAGCUGAAGCUGUCCCAACUCGAGAUGAAGCUCCUUUGCCACAGCGGGUCCAAUCUAAUACUAACAUGACAGAACCACCGACUUCCUCGCACGGAGUGAUCUCCUCCUUCCCUGCCGAAACUGAGCAACUGACACCUGAAGCUGAAGCAGCUGAGGCAGAUUAUGAGUCGUUGCCUACUCCACCUGAUCAAGACAUGACUGGAGAGGAGCCAGAUCAGUCUGAUGAGUGCGCUCCUGCUGUACUGGCUCCCAUGCCAGAGACAAGGGAAGCUGAGCAUAUCCAUGAAGCAAAGGAACCAACUCCUGUGGCCACUGCUGUCCCAGUUGCAGCGCCUGAGCCAGUACAGUCAUCCCUGGAAGUCAAUCGAAAUCAAAUGAAGCCAUCAGCUCCGAGGAAAGAACAUGAGCCUGACCAGUCUUCGGCCGUGCGGCCAGUGCGACAGGCCAUGGAAACUGAUCUCAGUUCCGGUAGUGCAGAAGCUUGCCCUGUUCCCGUACAAGUACCAGAAGUUGUGGAGCCUGUGAUAAUACCAGAGCGCGCCCAAAUGCUAUAUGAUUCAAGUGCUGCACCUUCAAGUUCAAGCUCUGCAGUCAGGGUUGAAAGAGAAGUGCAAGGGUCGGAGGCUAUGCCAGCCAAAGCAAGCCAGGGAGAGGAAGCAAUGAAAGUUGAGCAGAAGUUGGCAGUACCUCCUGUAUCUUCGUCGAUGGAGGCGGAUUCUGGUGCAAAUUCUACAUCAGGGCAGCAAACUGAUGUCGCUUCCGAUUAUGUUGUUGUGAGUAUGGCUGAUGUUCCACCAACUGACAGCACCGAGGUGAAGCAGAGUUUGCCACGGGAACACACACCUCUGGAAACUGAACCAAAAUCCUCGUCUGAUGGUGUCCUGGUGUCAUCUACAAAACCGCCUCUUAUGAACAACCAUCAAGACACACAUUCCAAUGCUGUAGAUGCCAUGAACGGACACUCUGCGUCAAAAGAUUUAUUACUAAAUAGAAAGUACAUUCAAAAUGUUGCAAUAGACUCUAACACGCUUGACCCUGCCAAACAGUUUAGUGUUGUAUCAUAUAAUAUUCUCGCCGAGUGCCAUCGUAAGAGAGGGGAUUACAGCCAUGCUGCAGAGGAAGUAUUAGAACAGGGUUAUCGCCACAGACGGUUAAUGCUGGAGCUGAAGUAUCUGGAUGCUGACGUCAUUUGUCUCCAGGAGGUGGAUCCUGACUACUAUACGAACACACUUGAGCCAGCUCUAAAGGCCCUGGGGUAUUCUGGGGAAUACAAGAAGAGGGUAGAUGACUUCUAUCAUGAGGGCGAAGCUACGUUUUACCGCUCAUCACAAUUUUCACUUGUCGAGUGCAGCUCUGUCUCGUUUAGGGAUGCUGUGGAGAAGGAUCUUGCUGUCAGCACCUUGACAAAAGAUGAAAAGGCAGCCGUGAAGAAUUACACGAAAGAUCCCUCGAUUGUUCUUCUCACUAGGCUGAAGUGUAACACGACUGGCAAGGAAGUGACCGUUGGGAAUAUCCAUGUUGCCUAUGCUUAUUUCAAACACCCAGACUUGCAGUGUGUGCAGAUUGCAUAUGCAGUGAACCGGUUGGUUGCCAUGGCAGGUGGCCUGCAGAAUGCUCACAUCUUAUGUGGCGACUUCAACUGUGAGGCCACAUGGGCUCCAUUCCAGCUGGCCAGAGAUGGAUAUCUGGCCAAUGAAAUGAUUGAGCAGCUACAGGCAAUGGAGUGUAUUGAACUACCAGAUGGACAGAAGAAGUCAUUAGUCAACUUGUUCUGGAAGGGCUUUCAGCAUACCUCUCCAAACCUACUGAGUGCUUACUCAACAGUCCAGGCGAAAGAGCCAGCCCUCACCUCCGUAACGGCCCACAAUAGACGCUGCUUGGACUACAUCUUCUGCAGCAGUGGAGACUUCAACAUUCUGGGUGUGCUCGAGACUCCUACUGAAGCGGAACUGACGAUAAACUCGCGUCUGCCAAGUAUUGUAUUCCCAUCGGACCACGUGUCGAUGAAGGCGAGGUUAGCUUUCAAGUGAACAACGCAAUGAUGAUUUCAGGCUCGGAAGUUUUCACGUGUCAUGUUUCAGGAUGCACAUGAUAGGCCAGGUUUACAUAGAAAACAGGUGAAUUGUGGAACAUGAAGAGUGACUUAAAAAAUAACAUGAUAUUUUGACUCUGUUUUCUGUACUGGUUCAAGACCAUGACUCCGGGUCACAGAACUACUGAAAGUGACGUAGUGUUAUGUCUUGAAAGUGGGUUUUCACCUGCUCUUUGAAUGAACUUUUUGGUUGAAAAACAUUCGUCUUCAUGGUAGACAUGCAAAGUUAUGUUGUGGAAAUGUUUUGGCUGAAGAAACCCGCCAGAUAGAAGUAUCUUAGGUGGAAUGGUCUCAUUACGCAAUGUAUCUUUGUGUGCUCUAACCCACUCUGGUCUUGCUCUGAGGUGACCUCGUGCAGUGCACUUUUUUGGGUGAUAUUUUCCAGGGUCAAACUAACUUGUUGGUUAAACUGAAGACAUUGAUAUCCAAGGAUAUCUUUUUACAUGUAUUGCAUUCUAUGAUAAUGUUGUUGAAUUUCUUGGCAAAUUGGGGAAACUGUUCGAAAAGAUAUUAUGUUUAAGAUGGAAUUUAAAAUACAAAUAGCUGAAAAAGUGUUCUCUGAAGUAUGACACACAUGUACUUGUAAAAGAAAGUAUAACUUAUUGGACUAGAACUUGUUCCUAUUUUAACUGAACUUUUAAACACCAUGAUUCUUGCUGUAAAUGUUAUUAUAAACUUAUGGCAGGUAUUGUAUGUAAUUAUAUAGUAUUGUUUGGAUUGAUAACUACCGAAAUGUGUACAUACCAGCCCUCAGAGAUAGUACCCUAUAUUUGGCAGCUUGCACUCAAAAACAUGCAUUUUGUGAGAAUAGGAAUUCAAAACUUUCUGAAAUAUUUAAAUUCAUGUAACUAUGAUUACAUGUGUGUGUCAAAAAUACUAAUACGUCACUGAUAUUUCACAAUAGAGGUAAAAUAUUUUUGUACUUUAAAAGGGAGAUUGUUCUUCAUUUCUACUGCUUGUGCUUUUAAAGUCUAAUUUUAAGAAAAUUGUUUGGAUUGGAAAAGAUGCUACAGUAUUGACUUAAGGAAUUGAACCUGAGGCGGAGGACCUUGGUUGAGUUACCAAGACACUCGAGGGUGGAGCUAAAAUACAGUCCAAACCCGAGCCGACAGGCGAGGGUUUGGACGAAAUUUUAGCUCCACCCGAGAGUGUCUUGGUAACUCAACCAAGGUCCGAAGCCGAUGGUUCAAUUUCUAUUCUAAAAUACCUCAAACUUAAAAAGAUAGGCCACGAAAAUAACUUGAAUAUGUGCGAAUUUGGCAAAUUCCAUCCAUCGCCGGCCCGGCCGGAGCGCCGGUAGCGCCAUUGUUUACAUUAUGUUACGGCAACGUUGCAGAAAAUGAGACAUGUACAUUUUGUACAGCGCGCAUAGGAAGUCCGCAUCGGCUCGCUCAAGUGAUGCUAAAAUCCGCGCAAAUGGGCUAUUUGGAGCGUUUUUCUCGGCAAAUAUGUGUAGUGCUCAUUAAAAAACUUAGGGUGGUUGAUGCUUCCUUGACUGAUUUGUGUUUGAAGCAGUGUUUUGAGAGCCUCAAACUUCUGAAGUGAGCUGAAAUUCCAUUGACGUGACGUGUGCAUGGUUCCACAUUUUAGUGCAACCCGAGGGAACUUUGGUAGAGCAUCUUGGUUGCGUGUCCAAAACACUCCGCUCUCAGAACGAGGCUUAUGCAUUUUCCAUUUAAAAGUUGACUUUACGGUACCAAGGUAUUUUAGAAUACAACUUCUCGACUUCUUAUGAAUUAUUGAACUGCAUAAAGAUAUAAUCUUAGGGUUCGUCAUCUAUGAAAAUCAGUCUCAAAAACUCCACUUGACUGAGAUAGCAAUCAAUUACAAAUCCCCAUGUGACAUAAGGGAGGUGGGUCAAUGUACAUGUAUUACCUGCAUCUUGUCAUGCAUUAUCUAUAUCAUUCAAAUUUUGUUUAUAUUACCGUGUAUGUUUUCGAUUUUGUAGUCUGUAAUGCUUAGCAAAUGCAUAAGAGGUAUUUCAGUGGGGUCUUUUCAUUCUAUACAUGUAGUUAGCCGCAUAUAGUCGAGCUAUAGUGUAAUGAAUAUUCCAGAGUACAAUAUGACAAGAUGGGAGAUUAUCCUGAUCUUUUUGUAUGUUUCAAUGUGAAUUGUAUCAUCUAUUUAUCUAGUUGAAACUGGUGCCAUACAAAAAUCUUAACAGAUUGAUUUAAGUUAGAAAAGUGUGGUACAUGAACAUGUACCAAUUUGCAAAUGGGCUCAAAUAUUCAAUAGUAAAGGAAGUGGUUAAUUUGAUUGCUCUAAAAUGUGUUUGUGAGAAGAUGACCCAUGUUUUCUUUUAUAUUCUCAUUCUAUACUAGGGAAAUUUUAGCUACAAGCAUUUAUUGUGCAUUUUGAUUUUUUUACAGACGUCAGAUUCAUUGGCAUGACUGCAGAAUUAAUAAAGCAUAUUUGUAAAACAUGGAAACAGGAUAAUUUUAGCAGCUGUUACAGUUCGUGAUUUGUGAAAUUGCUUCUUUGAUUUUGGCAUAGUUUUCAUUCAGCAUUUUCAGAACUCUGUAACAGUAAUUUUGAUAAAUAUUGUUUUUCGUUGCAUUUUGCUGGUCGUGUUAAAAUGCAAAAUUAAAACGAUGUACAUGUAUGUGACAAUUUUCCUGUUUGUUAAACUUGUUUGUUGUAUGAAUGAUUUAAUAGAAUCAACAAAAUACUAGUAAAAGAAAUGGUGUAAGUCAUGUAGGUGAAGUUUGAAAUCAUUAGAAUAUUUUAAUGAAAUUGGAGGGCGUAACUAGGGGGCAUAUGGAUACGCUGUGGUGUAGUGGCUCAGGUUCUCAGCUAGAGGUCCCUGGUUUGAUCCCGGUGCGAGACUCUAGGCAAGUCUCUUUGUCUUAUUUGCCUUACUCCAGCCAGGUGUAAAAAUGGGUCCCGGUCCAAAAUGCACAGAUUGUAGCGCUGAUUGAUCAGCUCAGCUGAGGUCUACUGAAGUGAAGCUUUCAGGAUAGACUAGGGGUAAGGUGCAAAGUAAGAUGAUAGUCUAUACCUAUAUCGCAGUUGAUAUCUGACUCUAAUUCCCAACUUUAGAUGGCUAUCUUUUUAUUGCCCAUCCCGGCAAUAAAUAUCGCAGUUAACUGCAAUAAAAAUUAACUCUCAAAGCCGAGGUGGCAUUACAACCUUGUAGGUUAGUAUUCAAACGUCAUGUAUGUACAUGUAGUUGGUUCCCCACCUUGAUGAAUGUUCCAUAUGCUUCGUCACCUAUCAUAGCAACCCCCCUAUCCAUGUUGCUGCAAACAAUCUUCUUGGUUGAGUUGUGUUCUUAGUUCUGCGAGCCGGAUGAGAUGCUAGGGGGGCAAGGACAGUGGCUCUGUGUCAUUUGUUUACGAACUCCUGACAUCUGAAACUUAACUUUGGUCAAAUUCUAUAUUACAGUGGACGAUUCCCUUGGCCCAAGAAUCGAGUUUAAACACCUAGAAUCUUUGUGUAGAUACCCCCACGAAACUAGUAUUGUAAUGAAUACUUAUUGUUCUAAAUGUUGAGUUAGAUGUUUUAUUCAAAUUUGUCAACCUUCCACUCAGCCCAGAUGGCUGAAUAUUUUCGAAUCAAAAUACAAUGAAUUGUACUCCAUUCAUAAAAAAUUGAAUUUGAAUAUCAUUUUGAAAAUAUCCCAGCGUGUAAAUACGUACUUGCAAGUAUAUACUUGGUAAGGCCGACUGCUCUGAUGUUUGGGUGAGGAUUUCUGGCCCUGAUCACAUCCCUUGAAAUGUGUUCUAGGUGCGUGGACCACUUCAUUGUUGCAAUCGUUAUUUUCUGUCACUUGCAUUCUCCGAAGAGAGCAAUAACACUGCAUUUGAUUCAUGCAUCGGUGUAUUAAUUUGCUUGAUUAUUUUUCGUAUUUCAUUUUGCAACGGUACUGUAAUAUGUAGUGUAUGCUUUUAAGAUUGUGUGUAAAACAUGAAAUAAUAAAUAUCAUAUCAGUUUUAUUGUGAAAA